Notothenia coriiceps (black rockcod) is the source of this 1205-nucleotide messenger RNA. Its product is annotated as E2F-associated phosphoprotein-like. Lineage: Eukaryota; Metazoa; Chordata; Actinopteri; Perciformes; Nototheniidae. The transcript has a single exon. The coding region runs from base 163 to 432 and encodes 89 amino acids. The record is from RefSeq and is a predicted model, not a curated record. Gene Ontology annotation, cellular component: nucleus.
CGGGAAAAGUACCUAUUGUCACAGAAGCAGUUUAAUGAUGAUUAUCCAGCUGCCUUUGUGUUCAAACUCAUCUGCAAACUGUCCCUCAGCUGAUAUCCUCCACUGAAGUGUUUUUGUGUGUUUCCUCUCAGGCACGAUAAGUACCAGACGCAGUACCGAGCCAUGUUCGUGAUGAACUGCAUCGUGAAGAGAGACGAGGUGUUGCGCUACAAAAUCCAGCAGGACCUGAAGCGCAGCAAGAGGAAGAGGAGGAGGGGACAGAGAGCAGAAACAGAAAGCAUAGCUGACGAGACUCCGGAGCCUCAACCCGCGGGGAUGAACUCUGAGGAGGUCUACCACCCCGUCUGGUGCACAGAAUGCUCCACAGAAGUCGCCGUUUUCGAUAAAGACGAGGUCUACCACUUCUUCAACAUCCUGGCCAGCCACUGCUGAGACACACCGGCAGGGAGGCUUUUAUUUCAGGGGGUUUGUCCGUGACCGUUCACCUCACUGCAGCUUUUUUAGCUACAGGAUUGAAGAAGAAGAAGAAGAAGAAGGAGGAGGAGGAGGAGGACUGAUGAUUUCUGGCUGAGAGGGCAGAAUCAAAUUCGAUGUAGACACUGAGUUGAUAUCAUCGUUGGUUUAUUCAACCUGCUUGAAGAGACGGAAACAAUCUGAAUAGCUUGGGAGUGUCAGCGGGAUAUCAUCGAUGUGUGACCUUUUUAAAUAUCUCACAGAAACUGGAAUUUGACGCAGCUCCUACGAUCAGUACUGGACCGCAUAAAUAAAACCCACAUUUGAGGCAGAAGCGUUUAUUAUUACUUGUGAUAUAUUGAUUGAUACUCAAUUUGUUUUAACACCACACUCAACCCUUUUUGAUAUGGCUCGGUAACUUGGCUAUUUGGCAUUCAUAAUCAGUAUAUACAUAAUAAAUACAUGAGGACGGACACUCCAGUUGUAAUCAUUUAAAUAUGCCUUCAGAGGAGAGUUUAUAAUUGUUGACACAAACUGUCCUUAAUAAACACUUAAGAAUGUCCUUAUAGCUGCUUAACACUACAUUAUGGGAUGUUAUGUAUGACAGGUGUUUGUUCUGCUUAUGAAUGGCAAAAAGAGGGGCUUAAAGUGCGUUGCCUAGAAACCAUAUAUUUUUUAAAGAAUUGUGAACAACGUGUACUGAGAGGGAUAUUCUUUACUUCCUAAUAAACCUGCAAGUGCAUUCUGUUUAA